Messenger RNA from Ilex paraguariensis (yerba mate), 580 nucleotides. The record is from the annotation of a GenBank genome assembly. NCBI's taxonomy places the organism in Eukaryota, Viridiplantae, Streptophyta, Magnoliopsida, Aquifoliales, Aquifoliaceae.
AGAGAGAGAGAGAGAGUGAGAGGGGAGACCCAAUUUUGGGUUUUGUCUCACCAUGCCAUUGAAAUCCAUCAGUUCCUUCGUCAUCUCACUAAUGUUAGGUUUUGCACUUCUCAUCCUGUUCUUCUCUGGCUUCUUUGAAUACCCAUCUGUCUCUUCUUCAAUCCCAUCAGCCAAGGAUUCAAUCUUGACCUCUAAAUCCACAACAGACCCAUUCAAAGACUUGUUGGGUGCUUUCAAGAAAUGGGACUCUCAAGUGGGUUGUUCUCAAUUUAGAGAGAAAUAUAAAGGGUCGUUGAGAAGGGGAUCGAACUUAUCCUAUUCUUCUUCUUCUUUGCAAGAUGCUCAUGGUGAAUUGGACUGUAACGAGUUGAAGAUGAAUCAUGUGAGUGUUUUGGUUAAAGGGUGGACUUGGAUUCCUGACAAUUUGGAUAAUUUGUAUUCUUGUCGAUGUGGAUUGAGCUGUUUGUGGACUAAAUCUUCAGUUCUUGCUGAUAAACCCGAUGCUUUGGUGUUUGAGACGACAACACCACCACUUCAGGGAGAUGCACCAUUGAUUGAGAAAGGAUGUAUAGUGAGCUGA